AUGGACAAAAGCCGCGCGGUUUAUUAUUGUGAACAUGAAUGUUGCAGUUUUGUCGCCCACAAUAGCUGCAUAACAAUACGUCUUGAGGAUGUUACCGUUGAUGAUGAUGAUGAUGAUAGAAUAAUCAGCAACCAAAUUGAGUUGCAAAUCAAUCACUUCAGCCAUCCACAUGUCUUAGCCCUCAUCAAUAGUGAUCAUCAAGAUAAUGGUGAUGAUGAUGAUGAUAGAAUAAUCACUUGUAAUGGCUGCAUGCGACCCAUCACCAAAAUUGAUGCCUUUUAUAGCUGUACAAAACAAGAGUCGUCGUGCUCUUUCUUUCUACAUACAGCUUGUGCACAGAUACCUAAAAAGAUUUGUGUCCCAUUUUUAUUAUCUGACCGAUUUGAACUCCAUCCAAGGGCUCAUUCGAUUAGUGGGGUGUUCAAUUGUUUGAUGUGCGAAACGUUUGGCCAAGGCUUUGCAUACUCUCAUGAGUUUUGGUUCAGUUGUAGGAGAUGCGACUUCCAUCUCUGUUUUUCAUGUGUUAAAUUAGCUCCUACAGUGAGGCACAGGUACGACAAUCAACCUCUCAAGCUCACCUAUGACAGUGUUAAAAACGAGUUAGAUGAAUAUUAUUGUGAAAUAUGCAAAGGCAAACGAGAUCCCAAACUCUGGUUCUACUCCUGCUCGGAUUGUGACUUUGAUUGUCAUCCUUAUUGCAUUCUCGGGAGGCAUCCGCAAGUCAAGUUAGGAGAUAGUUACGAGCAUCCGAAUCACCCACACCCUGUCACCCUUGUUGAAAAGAGGAGGAGUGAAAUUCCUUCCGAUAAGAGAGAGCGGAUUCUUCCUUGUAAGAGUCUAAGUUUUAAACAUGGAUAUAAAAUUGUUAGUUACCAAUAUGGUCAUGUGCAUGUUAAAUAUCGCAAACUUCCUACAAAACUCCUGAAUAUUUCAGCUCCAUCUUCAUACUUGGACAACUACACUCCACAUUGCAGCGGUGUGAGCAGAAAUUCUACCUUCUAG
This is a messenger RNA of Prunus mume (Japanese apricot), 1002 nucleotides long. The record is from RefSeq and is a predicted model, not a curated record. NCBI's taxonomy places the organism in Eukaryota, Viridiplantae, Streptophyta, Magnoliopsida, Rosales, Rosaceae.